Messenger RNA from Puma concolor (puma), 2667 nucleotides. The record is from RefSeq and is a predicted model, not a curated record. Lineage: Eukaryota; Metazoa; Chordata; Mammalia; Carnivora; Felidae.
GGAGCUCGGUCGGCUGUGUCUUCAUUUUCCCGUCUUCUCCGCGGGAUCAUGGGAGACCCCCUUGACCUUGUCUUCGGAGUAGUGCUCGUGGCCAGUCCUGUGCUGGCGAUUUCUUCCUGCUCCUCGGAUGGUCGGCUAGCCUUGUACCGAUUCUGCAACCUCACCCAGGUGCCCUGGGUGCCUGGCACCACGGAGAUCCUCCUGCUAAGCUUCAACUACAUCGAGACUGUCACUGCCUCCUCAUUUCCCCUCCUGGAGCAGCUGGGGCUUCUGGAGCUCGGGACUCAGUAUACCCCCUUGCGUAUUGACAGAGAGGCCUUCCGAAACCUGCCCAAUCUUAGAGUCUUGGACCUGGGCGGGAGCCACAUGCAUUUCCUGCAUCUCGACGCUUUCCAGGGGCUGCCCCACCUGCUUGAACUUCGACUCUUCUUCUGUGCUCUCUCCGAUGCCGUAUUAAGAGACGGUUAUUUCCGAAAUCUGGAGUCUUUGACUCGCCUGGACCUGUCCAAAAAUCAGAUUCGUAGCCUUCACCUUCAUCCUUCAUUCCGGGAGUUGAAUUCCUUGAAGUCUAUCGAUUUUUCCCUCAACCAGAUACCCAUCGUAUGUGAACAGGAGCUCAAGCCCCUCCAAGGGAAGAUGCUCUCCUUCUUAAGCCUCGCCACCAAUGGCUUGUACAACAGGGUCCCCAUGGACUGGGCCAAGUGUAUGAACCCAUUCAGAGACAUGGUGCUGGAAACCCUGGAUGUUUCUCACAACGGCUGGACCGCGGAUGUCACGGGGAACUUCAGCAGGGCCAUCAAUGGGAGCCAGACCUCCUCUCUGGUUCUCGCCUACCACAUCAUGGGGGCUGGAUUUGGCUUCCGUAACAUCCGGGACCCUGACCGGAGCACAUUUGCCGGCCUGGCCAGGAGCUCAGUGGUACGUCUGGAUCUUUCACACGGCUUUAUCUUCUCUCUGAACUUUAGGCUCUUUGAGUCUCUCAGGCACUUGAAGGUCCUGAACCUCGCCCACAACAAAAUAAACAAGAUUGCAGGGGAAGCGUUUUAUGGACUCGACAGCCUGCAGGUUCUCAACAUGUCACAUAACCUUCUGGGCGAGCUUUAUAAUUCUGAUUUCCGUGGACUGCCUGAGGUAGCCUAUAUUGACCUUCAAAACAACCACAUUGGGAUCAUUCAGGACCAGACAUUCAAAUCCCUGAAAACAUUACAGACCUUGGAUCUCCGCGAUAAUGCCCUUAAAACCAUUUCUUUCAUCCCGAGCAUCCCUACUAUCUUCUUGGGCAGCAAUAAACUGGUGACCUUGCCGAACGUAAGGCUUACGGCCAACUUCAUCCACUUGUCAGAGAACAGGCUAGAAGAUCUGGACAGUCUCUACUUCCUUCUCCGGGUCCCUCACCUCCAGAUCCUCAUUCUGAAUCAAAACCGCCUUUCUUCUUGCAACCCCGCUCAUGCCCCAGCGGGGAGCCUCAGCCUGGAGAAGCUUUUCCUUGGAGGAAAUAUGUUGCAGCUGGCCUGGGAAACCGGCUUCUGCUGGGAUGUUUUUAAGGGGCUCUCCCGGCUCCAGGUCCUGUAUCUAAAUAACAACUACCUGAAUUUCCUUCCGCCAGGAGUAUUUAGCGACCUGACCGCACUGAGGGGUCUCAGCCUCAGCUCCAACAGGCUCACCGUUCUUUCUCCCGGCGACUUGCCUGCUAAUUUGGAAGUCCUGGACGUGUCCAGAAACCAGCUCCUGUCCCCUGACCCCGAUCUGUUUGCGGGCCUCAGUGUCGUGGACAUAACGUACAACAAGUUCAUCUGUGAGUGUGAACUCCGUCCCUUCAUCAGCUGGCUCAACCAGACCAACGUCACUGUGCUUGGGUCUCAUGCAGACGUCCUCUGCAUGUACCCCGCCUCGCUUGCUGGGACCUCCCUCUCCUCUGUGUCCAUGGAGGGUUGUGACGAAGAGGAAGUCUUAAAGUCCCUGAAGUUGUCCCUUUUCAUUUUAUCCAGUGUUACCGUGACUCUGUUCCUCACGGCUGUCCUCACGGUCGCCAAGUUCCGGGGGCUUUGUUUCCUCUGCUACAAGGCAGCCUGCAGACUGCUGUCCACGGACCACGCCAAGGGCAGCGGGUCUGACGUGUACAAAUACGACGCGUAUCUGUGCUUCAGCAACAAGGACUUUGAGUGGGUGCAAAACGCUUUGCUCAAGCACCUAGAUGCUCAGUACAGCGACCAAAACAGAUUCAACCUGUGCUUCGAGGAGAGAGACUUUGUCCCGGGGCAAGACCACAUCGCCAACAUCCAGGACGCCGUGUGGGGCAGCAGGAAGGUGGUCUGUCUCGUGAGCAGGCACUUCCUCCGAGACGGCUGGUGCCUCGAAGCCUUCAGUUACGCCCAGAGCCGCUGUGUGUCUGACCUCGACGGUGCCCUCAUCCUGGUGGUCGUGGGGUCCCUGUCCCAGUACCAGCUGAUGAAGCAUCAGUCUCUCAGGGGAUUCGUGCAGAAGCGGCAGUAUUUGAGGUGGCCUGAAGACCUCCAAGAUGUCGACUGGUUUCUUAAUAAACUCUCUCAGCACCUUCUAAAGAAAGAAAAGGGAACGAAGAGAGAAGGCGACAUUCAGCUGCAAACCAUAGCGAGCGUCUCCUCAUCCGCUAAUCCCAAGCCACAGACAGCUCUGCAUCUGUGCUAA